AUGUCUCGACCCGCCAAGCUCACGCUCGCCGCCUCGGUCCUCGUCUCUGGACUGACGGUGUGGGGAGUUCAUUUCAUGCAGGAGAGGGAACGUGAAGUCAUGUAUCGCGGCGUGGAGCGCGACGAGGCACGGCAGGAGGAGAAGAAGCGCAAACGUCUGCUCGACCUGCAGAUCAACCAGGAGAAGGAGGCAGCGUACCAGAAGAUGCAACCGACAGCAGGGGCAGGCAGCUCCUCGUCCUCCUCACCGCCCUCAUGA
This is a messenger RNA of Kalmanozyma brasiliensis GHG001, 258 nucleotides long. RefSeq lists its product as uncharacterized. The coding region runs from base 1 to 258 and encodes 85 amino acids. The transcript has a single exon. Gene Ontology annotation, biological process: mitochondrial respiratory chain complex IV assembly. The record is from RefSeq and is a predicted model, not a curated record. Gene Ontology annotation, cellular component: mitochondrion. NCBI's taxonomy places the organism in Eukaryota, Fungi, Basidiomycota, Ustilaginomycetes, Ustilaginales.